This is a messenger RNA of Aureobasidium melanogenum CBS 110374, 345 nucleotides long. Its product is annotated as Rpl24ap. The record is from RefSeq and is a predicted model, not a curated record. Lineage: Eukaryota; Fungi; Ascomycota; Dothideomycetes; Dothideales; Saccotheciaceae. The annotation marks the transcript as partial. The transcript has 3 exons. Gene Ontology annotation, biological process: cytoplasmic translation. Gene Ontology annotation, molecular function: mRNA binding; structural constituent of ribosome. Gene Ontology annotation, cellular component: cytosolic large ribosomal subunit.
AUGAGAGUCUACGAGGACAGUUUCUCCGGUCAGAAGAUCUACCCUGGCAAGGGCAAGCUCUACGUCCGUGGUGACAGCAAGAUCUUCCGUUUCCAGAACGGCAAGUCCGAGUCGCUCUUCCUCCAGCGCAAGAACCCCCGCAAGAUCUCCUGGACCGUCCUUUACCGCAGACAGCACAAGAAGGGUAUCUCAGAGGAGGUCGCCAAGAAGCGCACUCGCCGCACCGUCAAGAGCCAGCGUGCCAUCGUUGGUGCCUCGCUCGACGUGAUCAAGGAGCGCCGUUCGCAGCGCCCCGAGGCCCGCGCUGCCGCCCGUGCCGCCGCCAUCAAGGAGGGCAAGGCCAAG